UCCCAUUAGCAGCGCAAAUUCGAAGCGGCGGCCGGGGCAGCAGCGGCUGCUACGGCGGAGGCUCUGCGCGCCCCAGUCCUGCCUCCCUAGCGGGAGCCCGAACCUCACGGCAUAGCCUCAACCGCACCCAGGCUUCGUCUGUCUUUUCAAGCUCUUCAUGUUACCCAGCUAAAAGAAGAAAAUGGGCACCGGGGAUUUUAUCUGCAUUUCCAUGACCGGAGGGGCGCCCUGGGGCUUCAGACUGCAAGGUGGCAAGGAGCAGCAGCAGCCCUUACAAGUUGCUAAGAUCCGAAGCCAGAGCAAAGCCUCCGGGUCUGGGCUCUGUGAGGGGGAUGAAGUGGUUUCUAUCAAUGGCAGUCCUUGUGCAGACCUCACCCACCCAGAAGUCGUCAAGCUCAUGGAGAGCAUAACAGACUCUCUCCAAAUGCUCGUCAAAAGACCAUCCAGUGGAAUAAGUGAGACUUUGAACUCUGAAACUGAAAACAAAAACCACGAGCGUCUCAUCCAUGAAGGGUACGUGGAAAGUACCACCCUACAGAUUCGACCAGCCACAAAGAGCCAGUACAGGGAGUUCUACAUCGCCCAGGUCAAGAGUGGAGCUCCCCUAGCUGAGGACCAAGCAAGUGGUGCUGGUUUUUCUGGGAGCAUAAAAGAAGAAACAGGCCUGGCUCCUCACACGUAUGACUCUAAAAGUGGACGCUUACCAGAGGAGGUUAUCUUAAGGGAGAAGGCAGAAGCGGGGCGGCCAGGCACUGUGGUUGAGCUACAACUGUCCCUUUCACAAGAGAGACACAAGCGCACGAGUGCCCCUGUAGUGGCUCUCCUGGGAACUGAAAAAUCUGAGCCUCCUGACCAAGAUCCUAAUUUACAGCAUGACGGGAUCGUCCACAUAAAUUCUGUCCCCACUAAUGAGAAAGGGGAGCCUUGUCUGAGGUCCAGCAAGAUAAUCCAGAUCUCCAGUGGCCAAGAGUUGAGAGUGAUCCAGGGAAGUGAAGCAGGAGACACCGGGCUGCCCCGAGUGGAAGUGAUCUUCGACUGCUCUGAUAGGCAGAAGACGGAAGGGAGCAGGCUUCAGGCAGGAAAGGGGUGUGUGGAUUCUCCAGUGGAAGGAGGGCAGUCAGAAGCACCUCCUUCUCUGGUAUCCUUUGCAGUCUCAUCAGAAGGCACAGAGCAGGGAGAAGAUCCACGCUCAGAAAGGGAUCACAGCAGACCUCACAAGCACAGAGCACGCCACGCACGGCUCAGGAGGAGUGAAAGCCUAUCAGAAAAGCAGGUGAAAGAAGCAAAAUCUAAAUGCAAAAGCAUUGCGCUCCUUCUGACAGAUGCCCCCAACCCCAACUCCAAGGGGGUGUUGAUGUUUAAGAAGCGCCGUCGGAGGGCCAGGAAAUACACCCUAGUCAGUUACGGGACUGGUGAACUUGAUCGAGAGGCAGAGGAGGAGGAGGAAGAAGGCGACAAAGAGGAUACAUGUGAAGUAGCAUUUCUGGGUGCAAGCGAAUCCGAGGUGGAGGAAGAGUUGUUGUCUGACACUGACGACAACACACAAGUUGUGAACUUUGACUGGGAUUCUGGACUAGUGGACAUUGAAAAGAAACUGAGCAGAGGGGACAAGAUGGAGAUGUUGCCAGACACCACAGGCAAGGGGGCCCUCAUGUUUGCUAAGAGGAGGGAGAGAAUGGAUCAGAUCACAGCCCAAAAAGAGGAGGAGAGGGUGAGUGGAAUGCCAAGCAGAGAACCAGAUGCUGCCCAGAUGGAUGGCCUGAGAACCAUGAUAUCUUACCAAAGGAAGGAAGAAGAAUCGGUGAGAGUGCAGAGAUCUGCGAGCAAAAGCUACAUCGAGGUGAGCCAUGGCCUUGGCCAUGUGCCCCAACAGAAUGGCUUCACUGGGUUGUCCGAGACAGCAGAGGCUCAGAGGAUGAUCCCUAUGAAUAGAACGGCCAAACCCUUCCCGGGGUCCGUGAACCAGCCAGCAACCCCAUUCUCUCCAACGCGAAACAUGACCAGUCCCAUUGCUGACUUUCCUGCGCCUCCACCUUAUUCUGCAGUCACACCCCCACCUGAAACCUUCUCCAGAGCAGUGUCAAGUCCGACAGCUGGCCCAGCACAGCUCCCUCCGUGGCCCCAGCCUGGCCCAUGGUCCCAGCCAGCCUUUUACGAUUCAUCUGAACAAAUAGCUUCCCGGGAUGAAAGGAUCGCGGUGCCAGCAAAAAGAACAGGAAUAUUGCAGGAGGCCAAAAGGAGAAGCACGACAAAACCCAUGUUCACUUUUAAAGAGCCCAAAGUAAGCCCAAAUCCUGAACUCUUGUCACUUCUUCAAAAUUCGGAAGGCAAAAAGGGCACUGGGGCAGGAGGAGAUUCCGGACCAGAAGAAGACUACCUCAGUUUAGGAGCAGAGGCUUGUAAUUUCAUGCAAAGCCCCACUGCAAAACAAAAGACCCCACCUCCUGUCGCUCCAAAGCCUUCUGUCAAGUCCUCAUCCUCCCAACCAGUAACUCCAGUUUCUCCAGUCUGGUCGCCAGGAGUGGCUCCAGCCCAACCUCCUGCCUUCCCCACAUCCAACCCAUCACAUGGCACCGUUGUUUCCUCCAUCAAAAUAGCGCAGCCUUCUUACCCUACUGCCCGGCCUGCUAGUGCUCUGAGCCUGGCUGGUCCCUUCAAAGGACCACAAGCAUCGGUAGCCAGUCUGAACUACACUCCCAAACCAUCAGCUCCCACACCAACGGUAAACACUGCUCAUACUGGCGCAAUGGGACCAUCCAAUGAGCUUCCAGGAAUGAGUGGGAAAGGAGCCCAGCUCUUUGCUAAAAGGCAGUCGAGGAUGAAAAAGUACGUGGUAGAUUCAGACACCGUGCAAGCCCAUGCUGCCCGUGCUCAGUCUCCCACUCCAUCUCUCCCGGCCGGCUGGAAGUACUCCUCCAAUGUCCGAGCACCUCCUCCUGUGGCCUACAAUCCCAUCCACUCCCCCUCGUACCCACUGGCUGCUGUCAAGUCCCAGCCAUCAGCCCCACAGGCCUCCAAAUCAAGCAAGAAAAAGGGCAAGAAACCCCUUAAUGCUUUGGAUGUCAUGAAGCACCAACCUUAUCAGUUAAAUGCAUCCUUGUUUACUUUCCAACCUCCAGAUGCAAAGGAUGGCCUCCCUGCAAAGUCAUCAGUCAAGGUCAGUUCACUGCCAGCCAUGAAGCAAGCUAUUCCUCCUCGGCCAGUGAAUGCUGGCUCGCCCACUAAUGUGCAGGCCUCGUCUGUGUACUCAGUGCCAGCCUAUAGCUCUCAGCCUUCCUUCUUUGCCGAGGCCACCUCACCAGUAAGCGCCUCCCCAGUGCCCGUGGCCAUUCCCACCUCUCCAAAGCAAGAAUCAGCCUCGACAUCUUACUUUGUGGCACCAAGGCCGAAGUUCUCAGCAAAGAAAAGUGGUGUCACAGUUCAGGUGUGGAAACCAUCUGUUGCGGAAGAGUAAUCUUGUAGCUGAAGCUGAGUGUCCACUUUGCUUGAAACGAAUUGUUUGCAGUGUUACUUGAGUCCCUGAGAAUGCCUAGCAAGUCCUCAACUUAAUUUAAUUUCAGAUGUCACCUCCCAAUCUGGGUCCAAGGAGAAUAUUUUUAAUGAGUCAAAAAUCUAACUCAGAUUGACUUAAAACAUAUUUAUCUUCUUUGCACACUUAAAAAGUCUGGGAGCACCCCUAAAUAGACAUGGGCCAUUAUAUUAAGUAAGCAGAUCCUUAGGGUUUAUGCUUUAGCCACAAAAAAACAGUGAUCAGUGUUAUCAACAUUAGGACACAGUCUUUAUGUAACAUAACAGCUGUGUUCCUACAGUGAAAAGGUUCAAAUGUAGUGAAAACAUAGCAUGUAUUGACUGACAUUUCCUUUUUAAGUAGUGCUUUAUCUCUAUUACUAGUAUUAAAGGAUAAGAAAUUUAUCGAGGACAGGGAUCAGCUCUGGUCUGUCAGCCUCAGCCACCUGUUUGAUGUUGCAGAGAAGGUACCUUGGGGACUGUUGGAAUGUACAUAGUUUAGUAAGGUAGGUAAGAAAGAGGGGAUUAAUAAUUACAGAGUACUUAUUAUGUACCAGGCUCCUUGCCAGAUGUUUUACAUAUAUUAGCUCAUUUCAGAAGACUUCUUUAAAGUAAACUGGAUGGGUAAGAAGGAUAAUUAUCCUUAGAGAUUGAUUCCCAUCCUCUCUCCCCAGUUACCUAAGAAAUUGAGUACAUCUCCAAUUGCCCAUGAAGGCAUAAGUUUGUUUUCCUCGCUGAGGCAAGUGGUAGAGUACAGUAAAAUGGAGUAACAUAUAAAAAGCUGAGCAGGCUGCAGCUAAAGGUACAUAUGGCUAUUGUUUUCCUUUGGGAAAUCCCAUGAUUGGGGCAUGAAGGGUUACUGAUUCCAGGGGCUGAUUGUGAAGCACAAGUAAUCCCAUGUGUGUGGAGGCCGUAGGGUGAGAACUCACAAUUAUUAGCAUCAUUUCUGAGUGACGUCACAGAUUUUUUUUUCUUGUGUUUGUUUUGCUUUCUGACGACUGCUUCUCCCACUGUUCCUUGCAAUUCUAUUCCUGCACCUUCACUUUAUUAUUUAUAUUUGAUGGACCAGGAGGAUUCAGACAAGGUUACCUUUAAAUUUGGAUUGGUCAUAUGCCAUGCCAUCAUCCAGCUGGCUCUGAAGUUAAUAAUGUUACUGACAGUAAACCUGAAGAACUUUCUCAUAUCUAUUUUAAGUCCAAGUCCGACCAACCAUGGAAAAUAUUCAACAUGAAUUAAUGUAGAGAACCACAAAGCAAUUUUUUUUUUUUUUGCGGUACGCAGGCCUCUCACUGUUGUGGCCUCUCCCGUUGCGGAGCACAGGCUCUGGAUGCGCAGGCUCAGCGGCCAUGGCUCACGGGCCCAGCCGCUCCGCGGCAUGUGGGAUCAUCCCGGACCGGGGCACGAACCCGUGUCCCCUGCAUCAGCAGGCGGACUCUCAGCCACUGCGCCACCAGGGAAGCCCCACAAAGCAUUUUUGACAGCUCCAAGGAAAACCAUCUACUCGAUACAAGAGACAUGUCUAGAGACCUCUCAUAAAAGCUUGCCUGGUGUGAGGGUACAUGGUACCAUUUUAAUCCUCUGAAAAUAUCUGUAUUCCUGUUCUUUUUCUGCUGUCACUGUCAAUCUGCUAUAUUUUCACUACCCUAUUAAAAUAUUACUUUCUUCUUUAAUCUGUUCAAUGUAUUAAAAAAAAAAUACUUCCCUGUAUGAGCUGUUCUGACCUAAGUCAUUUCUCUGAUAUUUCUCUUAUAUUGCUUCCCAAACAUCUGAAUUUCUUUUCUGUGAACAUUUCCAUUUCUCUGUACAUUGUAAAACUGCAAGUUGUAGGUAUUUGUAUGACAUAACACAGAGGAGAAUUAAGUCAGCUACAGAACAAUGGGGCUUAUUCUUCUGCUUUUUCUCUGGAAAAUCUUCCAUUGCUUUUGGUGGCAAUUUAUGUAGAGGUUAGAACCACAGGAUGUAGCUUGGCCUCUUAUUUGCCUUUUUGGGAAAUCAAUUAGGAAGAUUCAUACAGGAUAAAGGAAAAAGCAAUCUAUCCAUUAUAUAAGGCUAUUGUUUGUAUUACUUGUUCUUUGCAAAGGAAGUCUGUUGAAUGCUGUGCGUUUUGCAUUCUUUUCUAAUAGAACAACCAAAAAAGGCAUCUUAAGGUGAGGCAGGAAAGGAGAUCGUUUUUGUAACUUUGCAUUCUUAACAUAGCAUUUAAAGAACGGCAUGAAUUAGAGGGAAGAAAAUGGAACACAAAGUAGUCAAUUUGAGAUCACUGGUUCAACAGUAGCCUAGAAUGGUAAUGACCCACAAGUAUUUACAGUUGUCCAGUGGUUUGUGGUAUAUAGGAAUGAGAAGUGUUUGGGGUCCAUUUCCUGUUGGACAGGUGGCCAUCUUAUCAGAGCCACUGUUUGGAGCUGAUGACUAAAGACACAACUAACAUGACUGAGACGUCAUGGGGUUCCCAAAAAGCUUCUAAGAAGCAUGUCAGGCAUGCACUAAAAGCAUCCACAGCUUCGACUGGGAGCUGGUAGCACAGAUCUCAUCUGGAACCAUACAGUCCCAAAUUGUGGAAAAGGCAUGGGAAUCCUCCAAAAUUGUAUCCACAGCAGAGUCUAACCUCACCCUGAGAGAUGGGGGCUGGGAGGGAGAAGGACUGAGCUAGCUCCCUGGAGAAGGAGGGAUUUAUUUGCCUCUUCUCCCCAGCCGGGGAGCCCCGUGGGAGCUUGCAAGCAGAAUAAGCUGGGUGUACCACCUUUCAGGUUGGAGUUCUGGAAAUGAUGUCAGUGCAGCAGGUGGGAGACUUAGGACUCAUGACCUCAGCUUCCCUCCCACUGGGCACCCUUUGAAUUUGGGGUGUUGGCUUUGUUGUGGUGGCAGAUAUUCGGAUUGGUUGCUUGGCUAGUUUGAGGGUAUGGGGAGGCAGUUUUUGUUUAGUUUAGGACCUUGCCUUUAUCUUUGUCCUUUGUUAGCUUAAUUUCUAGGUACAGCACCCCACCCAUGAAGUCCAGUUGUUAUCGUCAACACAAUAGCAAUGAUCAUUUACUGAGUGCUUGCGUUAUGAUAGGUGCCUUAUAUACAUUAUCCUAAGGAAUCCACUGCAUGGUUAACAGGCAUUGGAAUAUAAAAUAAAAUGUAAUCACAGUCACUCACUUACUGCAGGACCUUAUGCAAAUUUCUUUCUACCAGUGUCCCCUUAGUGAUGUCUCAAACCUCUCUUCCUGGAAUGUUGUGCCAUAGUGAAUGUGAACAACACUAGAUAUACUAGGAAGAAAGGUGCUAUGUAAAUGUAAGUAUACAUAUUCCUCUCAGUCUUAUAGGAGGGCAGAUUGAAUCACAGAACUGGUAAGAUUGAGAAUCUGAGCACUGCCGCUUUGAUCUUAGAACAGUUACAGUCUUAUUUCUAACAUUUCAAUAAUAAACACAUUCUGCUUUGAGAGAGGAAAAUCACACAGUUUCUGCAUUUUGACUAUUCAUUGAUAGUAUAAAGCAUACAUUUUUAGGAAUAUGUUUUAUAAGACACAUUGGGGCUGUCAUUCUGGAACAUGUAAAAUUUUGUACUUCAAAAUAUAUCUAGCACGAUUGUUAAUGAUUACAUGUACCUCAUUUAAUCUUCACAAGAAGCAACUCAUUUUAACCACAGGAAAACUGACUGAGUUACAGUAGUUCUUGAGAGUAAGCCAGGAUUCUUUAACUCUUCUAGAUAGUGCUGACCCCUUUCAAAAAGUGGGUUUCAUAGGGCAACUGAGUAUUAUCACACAGUUGAAUUCUAGCCUGGCCACAAGAGUCACAUCUGAGAUGUCAAGAACAAAUAAUCUGCAUUUAAAGGGAGUGGACUAAGUGAUGUGGGGCCAUUGUUUUGUUUACAGUUACUAGCUUAAAAAAUUUUGAAGGCUCUUUGCUGCUGACAGGCAUAUCAAACAUUCAGAAUGCAGCACUUUCACAGACGUUUCUUGAGAGCACAAGACACAUGGCUGUUAGUGUCUGAGUUUGGAUUUAAUCUUUCAAACAGAAGUCCCUUGCUGUGUAUCAUUUCAUCCAGUUGCAAAUUUGAGAACCUGCAAGCACCCAAAUUCAGAGAGUGAAUUCCUGAAAUCCAUUGCUAUUUUAUGAGUCAUCACUGGCCUGGCAGGAAGGGUAUUUGAAGUCAUGAUCAUCAAAAAGAAGUGAUUGUUUUCUGAAAAGCUAAACGCUUAAAAUGCUUCCAGAGGGAAGCAGUGGGCUGUGUUCUCAUUCCCUCCUAAAAUCACAGUUGUUGAGUUUGUUUUAAAAAUUGUUAAAAGUUCAUGAGAAAAAUAUGUAAAUUCUAAGAGCCAACAUUAUAUUCCCAGAAGCACUGACCCUUGCUGGUCUCAUAUCCCCGUAUCACUGGACUCUGGGGGACCCAAAGACUCGUGUAACACUUCAGUGCCGCUGAGUUUGUCAACAAGUAUUCUGGGAAAAAGCAGAAAUGAAUUCUUCUCUAGACUUCCCACCAGGAUUGGCCAAAGGCCAUAAAGCAAGCUAGUAAAUUCCCACAGGACCCAAACACCAGGCAAAAUUGCUAAAAGAGGCCAGUCUGAGUUUAAAAAAAGGAAAAAAAUUACAGGCCAUCCUGUGGAGCAUCAGACCAAUAAAAACCAGGAGCCCCCAAAUCAGACUAUUCUUUCCUUGAUGUUAUCAGGUACAGCCAAUUUCUUAAAUUAAAAAAAAAAAAUUUAAUGUUUCUAUGGUAUGUAUAUUUGUACACUAAAUUACCAUUUGGCACUUGGAAAUCAUAGACCUCACUACUCAGAAGCAAUUGAGUGAAGAGAAAUUUAAUUUUAAAAUAUCAAAUCCUGUCAGAUUCCUGAUUUUAUCAGAACUAUGCCAGCUAAUAAAGUAUUUCUCAAGUACAAAAAAAAGUUAGACUUCUACAGGGUCCUAUAGUUUAAAUAAUUGUUUGUUAUUGAUACACAGAAUUUCUUAAAUUUUCAUUUUUUGGUUCUAAAUGUAA
Messenger RNA from Globicephala melas (long-finned pilot whale), 8467 nucleotides. RefSeq names its product synaptopodin 2 (gene SYNPO2). Gene Ontology annotation, biological process: positive regulation of actin filament bundle assembly. The record is from RefSeq and is a predicted model, not a curated record. NCBI's taxonomy places the organism in Eukaryota, Metazoa, Chordata, Mammalia, Artiodactyla, Delphinidae. Gene Ontology annotation, cellular component: Z disc; nucleus; stress fiber. Gene Ontology annotation, molecular function: actin binding.